UUAAAAUCCUUAAUAAAAUUACGAAAUAGACAUUGUCGAAAAUCGAAAAUAAUUAUCUGCAUUUGCAUCUUCUGUAGUUUAAAAUGCUAGAAAUCAAAUAUAAAAGGUAGAAGAUACAGAAGAAGUAAAAGAAAUGAUAAAUCAAAAAAAUAAACUAGAAAAUGAUCGAAAAAAGAAAAAGGAUGAAUUAGAAAAAGAAAAUUUAAAACUAAAAAACAGAUCAAUUAAAAUUAGAUAUGAAAAAGAAGAUUUGUAAACCAAAAUAAGAUAAUUAGAAGAAAACAAAUUUGAUGCCUAAAAAAAAACUAAAUAGUUAUAAUAAAAUUCAAAAUAUUAAUUAAAUGAAUUAGCCACUUUAUAAAGUAGAGUUUAAAAAAUAGAAACUGAUAUAGUUAAUACUUAAAUAAUUAUUAAAGAUAAAGAAGGGGAAAUACAAAGGCUUUAAGAAAAGUAAAAACUCACUCAUAAAGAUCAUGAAAAUCUCUUAAGAGAAUUAGAAAAUGUUACUUAAAAAAAUAAUAUAGUAUAAUUCGAUUUAUAAUAAAUGAAAUCAGAUAAAGAUAGGAUAAUGGAAGAGUUAGAGAAAAGGUAAAUUGAGGCAAACGAAAAAUUUAAUUAAUUGAAUUAUUAAUAUUUAGAUGUUUAAAGCCAAAUAAACGAAAAAAAUAAUGAAAUUAUAGCUUUGGAAAAUGCAGGACAUUCAGACAAAAUUUUUCUUGAAUAAUUAAGAGAAAACAAUCGUGUAUUAAUGGAAAAAAAGUAAGAUAUGGAAAACAAUUAGAAAAAAUUAAAAAAGAAAUAAAAAAGAAUAGAAGAACUUGAAGUUGAAUUAGAUUUCGUUCAAAGAGAAAAAAAGAUAGAAAUAGUGGAAAAAAUAGUCGAAAAGCCUGUCGUUAUUGAAAAGCCUGUAAUUGUAGAAAAGGAAGUUAUUAUAAGAGAAUAAAUUAAAGUUGAUGAAAAUUUAGAAAAGGAAUUAAAUACAUUAAGGGAGUAGCUCAUUUUAUUAGAAAGUAAUACUAAGUAAAGAGAAAGUGAAUGUGAGUAUUGGAGAAAAAAAUAAUAGGAACUUGAAAAUGCAGAGGAAAUUAGAUUUAUUUAAAUUUAAAAAGAUUAUGAUAGUUAAGUUAAUAAUAUUAAUGUUUUAUAUUAAAAUAGUUGUUAAGAAGUCUCAGAUUUAUAAGGAAAGUUGAACUUGUUGUUAGCUGAAGUUCAUUAGUUAUCGAAUUUGAAUAUUGAUAAAAAUAAGUAAAUUUCGGAUUAAAUUAAUUAAUUGCUAAAUAAAAAUUAAGCACUUGAGAAUAUUAUUAAUAGUAAUAAUAAUGUUGUUAAAUAAAUAUUUUGA
Ichthyophthirius multifiliis is the source of this 1342-nucleotide messenger RNA. RefSeq lists its product as hypothetical. The record is from RefSeq and is a predicted model, not a curated record. Lineage: Eukaryota; Ciliophora; Oligohymenophorea; Hymenostomatida. The annotation marks the transcript as partial. The transcript is spliced from 2 exons.